CCCCAAUUUAAAAAAAAGGAAAAAGAAACGCGUCCGCACUGUUUGUUCCUAUUUGCUCUCCGUACACUAUUCUGCAAUGCAGGUGAAGGUUCACAGGUUCACGCAGACAGGGAAGAUGGAUGUCAACCAGGCCAAACAAGAGCAUUUGCUGGCUUUAAAAGUGAUGCGAUUGACAAAACCAACGCUUUUCACAAACACACCGGUGACAUGUGAGGACCGAGAUCUGCCAGGCGACCUUUUCAGCCAGCUAAUGAAGGAAGACCCUUCAACUAUAAAGGGGGCUGAGACGCUGAUGCUCGGAGAGAUGUUGACACUUCCGCAGAACUUUGGAAACAUUUUCCUUGGUGAAACCUUUUCCAGUUACAUCAGUGUGCACAAUGACAGCACUCAGGUUGUGAAGGACAUAUUGGUAAAGGCAGACCUUCAGACGAGCUCCCAGCGCUUAAACCUUUCAGCAUCCAACUCGACUGUGGCAGAGCUGAAACCGGAGUGCUGUAUCGAUGACGUCAUCCACCACGAGGUUAAAGAAAUCGGAACGCACAUAUUGGUUUGUGCUGUGAGUUACACCACUCAAACAGGGGAAAAGUUAUACUUCAGAAAGUUCUUCAAAUUUCAGGUUCUGAAACCACUGGAUGUGAAGACCAAGUUCUACAACGCUGAAAGUGACCUCAAUUCUGUGACAGAUGAGGUCUUUCUGGAGGCCCAGAUCCAGAACAUCACCACCUCCCCCAUGUUUAUGGAGAAGGUGUCCUUGGAGCCCUCAAUGAUGUACAACGUGACAGAGCUGAACAGCGUCUCCACAGGGGAAGAAGGAAUAUCCACCUUUGGAAAGAUGUCUUACUUGCAGCCCCUGGACACUCGCCAGUACCUGUACUGCUUGAAGCCCAAGCCCGAGUUUGCUGAGAAGGCUGGCGUGAUUAAGGGGGUCACAGUGAUUGGCAAGCUUGACAUAGUGUGGAAAACCAACCUGGGGGAGAGAGGGCGACUCCAGACCAGUCAGCUCCAGAGAAUGGCCCCUGGCUAUGGCGAUGUGAGGCUUUCUCUGGAGUCGAUACCGGACACUGUCAAUUUAGAAGAACCUUUCAACAUUACAUGUAAAAUAACAAACUGCAGCGAGAGAACAAUGGACCUAGUCCUGGAGAUGUGCAACACUGGCUCGAUCCACUGGUGUGGAAUUUCAGGAAAGCAACUGGGGAAGUUAAGCCCCAGUUCCUCUCUAUACCUCACACUCAGACCCUUGGCUUCAGUCCAGGGCCUACAGAGCAUAUCUGGUUUGAGGCUGACGGACACCUUCUUGAAAAGAACUUAUGAAUAUGACGAUAUAGCACAGGUGUGCGUAGUCUCUUCCUGCUUGAAUCGAGAAAGCUAAACUUCAUGGCCAUGCAUGGCACUGACGGAUUUCUGUGGACCAACUGUGGAGCUAUCGGCACCAACCCUCACCUUCUUUUAUUAAAAGACUCUUUAAAAAAUCUUAAUGUUUUAAAAGUGGAAUGUUUUAGCUUUUCCAAACUGUAUCAUGAUUUUAAAUGUAUAAAUGUGAAUAAAGUCUUAUUAAAUGUAAGUCAGGUCUA
Lepisosteus oculatus (spotted gar) is the source of this 1571-nucleotide messenger RNA. It is a transcript of the gene trappc13, whose product is annotated as trafficking protein particle complex subunit 13. Gene Ontology annotation, cellular component: TRAPPIII protein complex. The record is from RefSeq and is a predicted model, not a curated record. NCBI's taxonomy places the organism in Eukaryota, Metazoa, Chordata, Actinopteri, Semionotiformes, Lepisosteidae.